GGUGUUUUUUUGGCUCUCAGAGGGUGGCAGCAAAGCUGGUGAAGAAUUUAUGAUGAACUGGAAGAAAGGGACUUCAUAAUUGUCAUCGAGGCUGUCUAACUCAUGGAUUUCAAGCUUACUAUGCAGUUCUUAAAAUCAAACCUGUUUUGUUGGUGAUUUUUUUGUGGCAUCUUUCAAUAAAUCUUUUUUGUCAAACAGCAAACUGUCAACCACAUAUAAUCUUCCCACCUGGAAAAAAAAGGAACAAAUUAAAACACAGUGACUCAUACUUUCCGAAUCAAAAAUCUAAUUUCCUAAUUAUCACAGUGUAGCCAAACUAGCAGCUCUGUCAAGGCUGUACUCAGGCACAGUGGCACUUUUGCAAUUAAAUAUGAAUAAACAUGAAGACAUGGAUGCUGCAAAAAAAUCAUGAAUUUAUGUCAAUGUGAAAACCCUUUUUUUUAUUCAAAAGUAAACUUUCAUGCUAUCAUGUUCAUUAGAUUAGCAGGUUAGCAUAUGAUAAUUGUGGCUCACUUGAGGCUGAUGUGGAACACAAAUGUCUGUAUCAGGAUUUAUGGCAACUCGCCCAAUACUUGUCAAGAUAUGUCACCCAAAACCACAAAUGUCGACCCCAAUAUAGCACUCGAGGAAAAGUCAUUAUCAUCUGCACAUCAUAGAUGUCUGUGCAAAACUGGUGCCAAAGAGCCAAGCAGGUGAAGAGAUAUGUCAGUGAAAAAUGUGCGGCAUCAGGUCUCAAAAACACAGUUUCUUUGAGUCAGACCUGGAAUGUUGUUCGCUUUGAGAGGUGGAGCCAGACGGGAAACGUCAGAAAAGCAAGCCUGUGUACGCAGAUUCAAACACAGCAGUGUUAAAAAUGGUACGGUUGUGAAAGUUGUGAGACAUACUUUGUAAAUCGUGCAAGUUACUUCAGAGGAAUAUGGGAAGUCAGAUGACUGGGGGUGUGUUGUUCAGGCAGUAUUUAUAGUUAAGUGCAGUGUGGUAGUUCAAGGUGUGGCCUCUGUUGUGGAGAUCGAGCUGAGAUACAAGGUUCAUCCAAAACGUUGGUCAAAAUGAAGAGUCUGGUUGGCUGUUGUGGGCUUAUCUUGGCAUUUCUUUUGAGCUGCACAGAACAGAUGGAACAACAGACAACAGUUCUUUCUCAAGGAACAGACUGCACGCAGAUCAAGGCUCUCUCACCACGAGCGUCCAAUGGGGUCUAUCUCAUCAAGCCUCCAGGAGUCAAGACCCCGUUGAAGGUAUACUGUGAGAUGCGACCAGAUGGAGGCUGGAUGGUGUUCCAGAGACGCAGUGGAGAGGCGCUCUCCUUCAACAGGAAAUGGGCAGCAUACAAAAAUGGUUUUGGAGACCUGACACAGGACCACUGGCUUGGCCUGAAGAAGGUUCACUCUCUUACCAAGAACAAGACCAAGAAGUGGACCAUGAGGGUCGACCUGUGGGACCACGAAGGCGGAACCGCUUUCGCCGAGUACAGAAACUUCAGGCUGAGCAACGAGAAAGCAGCUUUCAAACUGCAUGUCGGGAAAUACAAAGGAAACUCAGGCGAUGCCAUCCGCGGUGCCUAUCCAGGCAUUGACCAGAACGGCUUUGGCUUCAGCACCGUGGACCGUGACAAUGACGGCUGCCCCUGUGUCUUUGGUGACAUUCUUGAAACGGCAUGCACCUCUUCAGAAGGCGGCGGUUGGUGGUACAGCCGCUGCGGCUCAGCCAGUCUGAAUGGCGACUGGCAUCCCGCUGAUGACAACAUUGGUUGGGCUUCAGGCCUCCACUGGCAUACCUGGAAAGGACCUGCGCCUUACUCUGUCAAGGCCACCAGAAUGAUGAUUAAGUCCGUGUGAGAGGACCUAACCUGUACUUAUGUUUAUAAUGGCUUCUUCUGUAGCUCACAGAGACCGGUAUUGCAUUUCAACACAUAUUGCAUAUUCCACAUUUCUUAAUGCAAACCUGUUUUCUUUAUUUAAUUGUAUUUGUUUCAUUUUGUUUUAGACGCUGGUUGUACAGUUCGUAGAGUUUCACAUUUCCUUUGGAGAUCAAUUCUUUAUACUUCAGAAAUUUAUGAUGGUAUAGGUAUAGAAUCAGUGCUAUCAGCAUCAUCUGUGAAAGCAAUAGUCUGUCCACAAUGUUUAUUAUUAUUAUGUUUACAACAAUUGUACUGGACUUUACAUGUAUCAACCUCAUCCUCACCAGCUGUUUGAAUGUAGAAACCUUGUCAUUAGAAGUGUAAGAAAUGAUGAUGCAAUGGCUAGUUUACCUGCUAUCUGCUAAUAAAAGCAA
This is a messenger RNA of Chelmon rostratus (copperband butterflyfish), 2271 nucleotides long. RefSeq names its product angiopoietin-4-like. The record is from RefSeq and is a predicted model, not a curated record. Bases 1050 to 1835 code for a protein of 261 amino acids. Gene Ontology annotation, biological process: Tie signaling pathway; angiogenesis. Lineage: Eukaryota; Metazoa; Chordata; Actinopteri; Chaetodontiformes; Chaetodontidae. Gene Ontology annotation, molecular function: receptor tyrosine kinase binding. The transcript is spliced from 7 exons.